Molecule: messenger RNA, 4069 nt
Organism: Daldinia caldariorum
Lineage: Eukaryota; Fungi; Ascomycota; Sordariomycetes; Xylariales; Hypoxylaceae
Product: P-loop containing nucleoside triphosphate hydrolase protein
Exons: 3
Coding region: 375-3782 (1135 amino acids)
Cellular component (GO): nucleus
Molecular function (GO): ATP binding; ATP hydrolysis activity; DNA binding
Source: RefSeq, a predicted model, not a curated record
CUUAAAUGUUAAGAUGCUCAAUAAUGAAGUAGUCACUACCCGCACCAGUCAACCAAGCACAUAACCUACUACCUAACCUUCAAACAUACCUAAAGUACAUGCCUAAUGUAUUCCCAAGAUUCCCUUAUUUUAUACUUUUUCCACCACUUUUCUUAGUUCAGGCUUCUCAACUUUCCAGUACAUGCAAUCUAUCACUACGACCCGAGCUCAUAAUUUAAUCCUUCUAGGGAAGCAUCUAAAUUAUACAUACAUGUUGAAGAAUGAUCAGAUACGGUGCUGUUUAUUGAGUUCUAUCCUGCGUCUUUAGGUGCGCUAGGGCUCUAUCAAUAGCACUCUGUUAAAAAUACGUUGCUACUAUCAUUCUCACAGUCAUCAUGGUCGAAAAUGGCGACGUCGUCAACCCUAAAAAUAAGAAACUGCAUCCCUUCUUCACAGCCCCAAAGAAGUCUUCCAAAGAUAAUGCGGUCGAAAAUAUAGCUCCAGUUACACCGGACCCGUCCUGUAGUCCCAACUCCGUUGAUAAUACUGAUUCAACUCCUCUAUCGGGUAAAGACAAGCGCAAGCGGAAGCAUGGACAAACUGACGAUAUCCAGGAGACUUCACUAUCAGCAAUAGAUUCUACGUCCAAGCCACCAAAGGUACUGAAACUGAAUCUCGCAACUGGAACUAUUGGCUCUCCUCCAAAGCACCAAUCUACUACUGGAAAUAAGAAGAACACGAAACGCGGUCGAAAACAGAAGUCCUUCCUAGCUUCGAUAUGUUAUGGCCAGCGCGAGAAUGCCUCCCGAGUGCGAAUAGGUCAGAGGAUCAACGAGAUUCUCUCAAGUCCUCCAAAGACAAAACACGACAUUGCUAGAAACGCUCUUCCUAGUACACCUCCCUCGAGCCGAGACGCAAAUGAGAAGCCCGCCCACAGCUUAUGCGCACAUGAUGAUAGCGUCCAAGCGGACGAUAUUUCAAAGAAUGCAUCAGGAGGGAAGAUAUCUCAGCCUGUCGUAUCCAAGACCGAUAUAACACCUAACAAGCCCACCCAUCCAUUCUUUCAAGGAAAAUCGAAACCUAGCACUACUAUAGAAGAAGAAAAGUCUAAGCCCUCGGCAACAUCAUCGGUCAAGAGACAGGUACUUUUUAGCUCGACUCCCAGCUCAUGGAAGCAUGCUCGACCAAUACCUCCGAAGUUCAACUUUCCAGCUCCCGGCACGAGUUCUGGCAACAAUGUCAAGGUGCCCGGUGCACAGCACCCAGCCUGGCCAUCAAAAGAGACGGCACACGUACGGGGUGAUACAACUCAGCCUUGCAGUCCACACAAAGAUACGCUAUCUGAACGUCUUCCGGCGAGACGCAAGGCGAAAGGGCAGCAAGUUCAAAUCACUGGUUGUGAAUCUAUUUUGAGCCAGGCCGUGUCGGACUUGAAUUUGGAUCAGCUGAUGGAAGAAUUAAAGGUCUGCGAUAAUGAUAGCUUUCACCCCCCUCCUGCGAUCUUGCGGAUUCCCGAGAGGCGUUUCGAAAGUGGAAAGAGUCUUCAGGCACGUAUUUUUGGUGAAUUGAAAACCCUCUAUCGAUGUGGCGACAGGCCGAAAGCGCACCCCGCGAUCGCACACGCAUACAAUUCCAUCGAGAAAGGGCUGUCCGCUUUUGAUAGGUCGACUUGUGAGACAAGUACUUGGGCGCAGAAGUAUGCACCGUCGUCAGCUGAGCGAGUGCUCCAGAACGGCCGGGAAGCUGAGUUGCUACGCGAUUGGCUUGAAAACUUAAAAGUGCAGGCCGUGGACACCGGUAUCAUUGAUUCUGGAACAAAGUCUAAGGCCAUUGCCCCAAUGAAAAGUAAGGGCAAGAGAAAGAAGAAACCGGAUGAUUUCGUCGUGUUUAGCGACGAGGAAACAGAUGAACUUAGUGAGAUAUCGGACGUUGGAGACUGGCCAACAAGCAGUAGCCAUGGUGAAGGGAAGAAGACAAUGAUGCGUUCUCUUUCUCAUCGAAAGACUGGAGACGGCUGUCGCUACGUUAAUGCCGUAGUACUCAGUGGUCCCCACGGUUGCGGCAAGACCGCUACUGUUUAUGCUAUCGCCAAGGAACUUGACUUCGAGGUAUUCGAGAUAAAUGCAGGGGCUAGAAGAAACGGCAAAGACGUCCUGGAGAAGGUCGGUGACAUGACACAGAACCACCUUGUCCAGCAUCGUCAUAAAGAUGACACACAACGAGAGGGGGCGGUUCUCGAAGACGAGGUGGACAGGAACCUGAAAUCUGGUAAACAAGGCAUGGUGACAUCUUUCUUCAAGCCGAACCGAGUCCCGGCACACAAGACAAACAAGUCAGCAGGCUCAUUGAGCAUGAAGGAGGCAAAGAAAUCUGCUAAGACACAGAAGCAGUCUCUAAUUCUCCUAGAAGAAGUUGAUAUUCUCUAUGAAGAGGAUAAACAAUUUUGGACCACUGUUAUCUCCAUGAUCUUGCAAUCAAAACGUCCUUUUGUUAUGACCUGCAAUGACGAGACAUUAGUUCCCUUACAAAGUCUAAACUUGCAUGGCAUCUUCCGCUUCUCUACUCCUCCGAAGGACCUAGCUGUCGACUUACUACUUCUCAUUGCCGCUAACGAAGGUCAUGUCCUUCGGCGGCACGCAGUAGAAACUCUCUUCGAUUCACGUGGUCACGAUCUCCGCGCUUCAAUCACUGAGCUCAAUUAUUGGUGUCAAAUCGGAGUGGGAGACGUGCAAGGAGGGUUCAAUUGGUUUUAUCCUAGAUGGCCCAAGGGCAGUGAUGUCGACGAAAGAGGAAAUACCAUCCGGGUCAUCAGUCAGGACACUUACCAAGCCGGUAUGGGUUGGCUGAGCAGGGACGCUGUCGUUGAUAGUUCAUUGCUUCGUUCGACACAGGAGGAGUUACAUCAGCAAGCUCUCAACAACUGGUGUUUCGAUAUGUAUGAAUCAUGUUCAUAUGACGAUUUUGCUACUUGGGCAGUAACGGCAGAGAAGAGACAGUCCUCGACCGAAGAGCGGCUUGAGCGUCUAAAGUUGAUUGAAUCUUUUACCGGCUUCACAAGUGAUUCAGAUAUAACGUCGUCAAAUUCCUCGACUGUCCCUGACCAGGUCUCUAUGGAUGCAUCGGUUCCACAUCUUUCCGCGAAGACGAGAGAAGACUUUAUUGUUGGUCGACAGUUACUUGAGGUAUCUCCCUUAGUCCGGUACAACACGACGCAGCUUGACGUGUCCACAGCCUUGAAGAACCUUAACAAAAGUCAUUUAGCAAGUGGACACAUCUGCAAUUCGUUAGGCGAGGCCCAAGUCACCGCCAAACUAGAAAGUCAUCUCAGCGACUCGUUGUGCGCGAAGCCGGCCAUUGUGCGCCUGGAUUAUAGUCACGCAUUUGACCCUAUCGCUGCUUCAGAGAAGACAUUGGCUGCGGGAUAUCUUGACCCCUCGGUAUUCGAUGGGACGAUGAAGACAAUCAGUCUUGAUAUCGCACCAUAUGUACGUAGCAUCGUGGCAUACGACCAGCGGCUUCAACAAGAAAGGAUUUCUCGCAGCAGUCUCCUCAGCGAAGGUGGGCAGCCAGGAAGGAAGCGCAUGCGCACAACGAGAAGCGCGUACUCGGCCAUUGAAGGCGGCACUCGAGCUAGUAUAAGACGAGAAAGAUACUUCACGGCGGAUAUCAACCCACAUUUAGUGAUGCGAACAGGCGGUAGUGGGUGGGAUGCAAUAGCGCAUUUAGCUACUCGCACGCAAGAUACUGCGGACUGUAACAUGAAGAGUUCUGGAGAACUCAACAACGAUGGCAAUCCCGACUGACCACGGAUUUGGACUACAGCCUGGCUUCAUUUAUAAAUAAAUGUAUAGAGUACGUAACCAUACGUGUUUAGCAUCACGCAAUGCAUUAGAAAGGCGUUUGAUCACUGGAUGACGUUGUUUUCUAAAGGAGGCUGGCUUGCUGCAAACCAAGGUUGCAGCGAUCAUGAUUCGCAUAGAUCUAAAAACACAUAUAGAGAUGACAAGCUCUCGCAACAGAUUUUAUUUUCCCAGUGGUUGAAAAAAAAAAAAAAAAAAAAAAAAAAAAAAAAAAAAAAAAAAAAAAAUUA